Microthlaspi erraticum is the source of this 798-nucleotide messenger RNA. The record is from the annotation of a GenBank genome assembly. Lineage: Eukaryota; Viridiplantae; Streptophyta; Magnoliopsida; Brassicales; Brassicaceae.
AUGGCGAUAAGGUCUGUAAAAGUUGGCAAUCUCUCCGCAAGAGCAACAGAGCAUGAUAUAAAAGAGUUCUUCUCUUUUUCUGGUGAAGUUGAAAGCAUCGACAUCCAAGGUAACGAGCAUAAUGCUUAUGUCACAUUCAAAGAUCCUCAAGGAGCAGAGACCGCUGUGCUCUUAUCAGGAGCGAGUAUUGCCGAUCAAUCAGUCGUCAUUGAGAUGGCUCCUGACUACAAUCCACCUGCUGCCCCUCAUGCUGAAACACAGAGCGGUGGCACCGGAGGCGGCACAGGUGCAGAAUCUGUUGUCCACAAGGCAGAAGAUGUGGUGAGCAGCAUGUUAGCAAAGGGUUUCAUCCUCGGGAAAGAUGCAGUCGGCAAAGCAAAAGCUUUUGAUGAGAAACUCGGUUUCACUUCAACCGCGACCGCAGGAGUUGCCACCCUCGACCAGAAAAUCGGCCUAAGCCAAAAAUUCACAGCUGGUACAAGCUUGGUGAACGAGAAGAUCAAAGAUGUGGACCAAAGCUUCCAGGUUUCAGAGAGGACCAAGUCUGCGUUUGCAGCUGCGGAACAGACGGUGAGCAGCGCGGGAACCGCUGUGAUGAAAAACCGUUAUGUGUUGACCGGUGUGAGCUGGGCCGCAGGAGCGUUCAACAGAGUGGCUAAAGCAGCUGGAGAGGUUGGACAGAUGACAAAAGAAAAGGUUGAAGCUGAGCAACCGCCGCCACAACCAGAGUCGCAGCAGCAACCACCGCCACCUGAAGGGUAUUCUCCGAUUCAUGCGUCUGAAUACUCGAAGAAGUAA